Molecule: messenger RNA, 2439 nt
Organism: Dioscorea cayenensis subsp. rotundata (Guinea yam)
Lineage: Eukaryota; Viridiplantae; Streptophyta; Magnoliopsida; Dioscoreales; Dioscoreaceae
Product: stromal 70 kDa heat shock-related protein, chloroplastic-like
Exons: 8
Coding region: 84-2177 (697 amino acids)
Biological process (GO): protein refolding; cellular response to unfolded protein
Cellular component (GO): cytoplasm; chloroplast
Molecular function (GO): ATP binding; heat shock protein binding; ATP hydrolysis activity
Source: RefSeq, a predicted model, not a curated record
UCAUCUUAUCUUCUCGAACGCGAGCGAAUUCUCAAGCUCUUUCGUUAGGGUUAGGGUUAGGGUUAGGGUUUGGGAUUCUAUCAAUGGCGACCUCAUCCGCAAGCCAUGUCCACUCCCUUGGCUCACCUUCAGCUUUCACUUCGUCUCCCCGCAUAGCUUCCUCUCGUUCACUCUUCUUCGGCUGCCGUAGCCGCUUCGUCGCACGCCAAGCACGUCCUCUACGGCUCCGAGCCACACGGGGUCCUGUCCGGGUAGCUGCUGAGAAGGUUGUUGGUAUCGACCUUGGAACCACAAACUCUGCUGUUGCUGCGAUGGAGGGUGGAAAGCCCACUAUUGUGACCAACGCUGAGGGCCAGCGGACUACGCCGUCGGUUGUGGCUUAUACGAAGACUGGAGAUCGGCUCGUUGGGCAGAUUGCCAAGCGGCAGGCUGUGGUUAAUCCUGAGAAUACGUUUUUCUCAGUUAAGCGCUUUAUCGGGAGGAAGAUGUCGGAGGUCGAUGAGGAAUCCAAGCAGGUUUCUUAUAGAGUUGUUAAGGAUGAGAAUGGGAAUGUGAAGCUUGAGUGCCCUGCCAUUGGGAAGCAGUUUGCCGCCGAGGAGAUCUCAGCUCAGGUAUUGAGAAAGCUAGUGGAUGAUGCGUCCAAGUUUUUAAAUGACAAGGUCACUAAGGCGGUAGUGACAGUUCCUGCAUAUUUUAAUGACUCGCAAAGGACAGCAACAAAAGAUGCUGGUCGGAUUGCUGGUUUAGAGGUUCUUCGAAUCAUUAAUGAACCAACUGCUGCUUCCCUGGCAUAUGGAUUUGAAAAAAAGAACAAUGAAACUAUUCUGGUGUUCGACUUGGGGGGUGGUACAUUUGAUGUCUCAGUUCUCGAGGUUGGAGAUGGAGUUUUUGAGGUGCUUUCAACUUCUGGAGACACUCAUCUUGGAGGGGAUGACUUUGAUAAGAGAGUUGUCGAUUGGCUGGCGGCAAACUUCAAAAGAGACGAAGGCAUUGAUCUACUGAAGGAUAAACAAGCCCUUCAACGACUCACUGAAACAGCAGAGAAGGCUAAGAUGGAACUAUCAUCAUUAACCCAAACAAACAUUAGUUUGCCAUUCAUUACAGCGACAGCUGACGGUCCCAAGCAUAUAGAGACAACUAUAACAAGAGCCAAAUUUGAGGAGUUGUGCUCAGAUCUUCUUGACAGGCUUAAAACUCCUGUAGAGAAUGCAUUGAGAGAUGCAAAACUAUCAUUUACUGAUCUGGAUGAGGUGAUUCUUGUGGGAGGAUCUACACGAAUUCCAGCUGUUCAAGAACUCGUGAAGAAGAUGACUGGAAAGGACCCCAAUGUUACUGUCAACCCUGAUGAAGUGGUUGCUCUUGGAGCUGCAGUUCAGGCUGGAGUCUUGUCUGGAGAUGUCAGUGAUAUUGUUCUUUUGGAUGUUACGCCACUCUCUCUUGGGUUGGAGACCCUAGGUGGAGUGAUGACAAAGAUUAUACCUAGGAACACAACAUUGCCUACCUCCAAGUCUGAGGUCUUCUCGACAGCUGCAGAUGGACAGACAAGUGUUGAAAUUAAUGUUCUCCAGGGUGAAAGAGAAUUUGUAAGAGACAAUAAAUCACUUGGAAGUUUCCGCCUUGACGGAAUUCCUCCAGCACCGCGUGGUGUUCCACAGAUUGAAGUCAAGUUUGACAUUGAUGCCAAUGGUAUUCUCUCAGUCACAGCUGUGGACAAGGGCACAGGAAAGAAACAAGACAUCACCAUCACCGGAGCAAGCACCUUACCCAACGAUGAGGUUGAUCGGAUGGUGAAGGAAGCUGAAAGGUUUGCAAAGGAGGACAAGGAGAAGAGAGAUGCGAUAGACACCAAGAAUCAGGCUGAUUCCGUCGUCUAUCAAACUGAAAAACAAUUGAAGGAGUUAGGUGACAAAGUACCUGCAGCUGUCAAAGAGAAGGUCGAGGCAAAGUUAAGCGAACUAAAAGAUGCCAUUUCUGGUGGAUCAACACAAGGAAUUAAGGACGCUAUGGCUGCUUUGAACCAGGAGGUGAUGCAGAUUGGCCAAUCACUCUACAAUCAGCCAGGCGGCAGCCCAGGAGCUGGCCCUGCACCAGGUGCUGAUGCUGGACCUGCUGGAUCUUCAGACAAGGGAACUGAUGGUGGAGAUGUAAUUGAUGCUGAUUUCACAGAUAGCAAAUGAGAGAAUGAUCAAGCUUGACAUCUCUUCUAUUGGUUUUUUUUUUUUUCGUUUUUUGGGGCUUCAGAACCUGUACAGAACUUGUUGAAUACCUCUUCACUUUGUUGCCCAAUUAUUAUUGAAGUUUUGUGAUGAGAACUAGUUAGAAGGCAUAGUUAGGUGAAUUCUCUUUUGCUGGUGUUGUGUGCUAAGAUAUGCGUAGUGGUUUUGAACUUUUGAUGUAGAUGUGUUGCUGUUAUUAUUGCAAUAAGUGCAAUUUUUUUAA